AUGUUACUUAAAAAUAUUGUAUAUUUUAUCUUUUUAGGUGUUACAUUUGCUUCACCUAUUUUAAGCGAUACUAAAGAUGUAACUAAUUCAACUACAGUGACUGCUUUAUAUGAUGAAGAUCAUGAUGAAUUUGAUACAACUCCACCUUCAAAAAGAUUACCUCCUAUCAAACGUUAUAUCGCUAAAAAUCUUGAUGAUGUUUCACAACGAUAUUAUCAUAUUUUAGGUGAUAAUUCACAAAAUGAAAAUUUUUAUUUUUAUCUUGAAGAUUCAGAAACUCUUUUAGUUCGAGGAUUUCCAAAGACGGCUGAAGAUAUUAAACAAAUUGAAAAAGGUAAACAAGAAAGACCAAAAUAUGAAAACUUAGAUGAUCUUGAAUUUGAUAAAAGAGGUUGGCCAUUCCCUCCAUCUAAAAAGGAAAAGGAAAAGCAAAAGGAAAAGGAAAAGAAGAAGAAGAAUAAAAACACUCAACCUGAAGCUUCUUUAGUUGAUUCAGAUUGGAUUGAAUUUAGUAUGCAUGAUAGACAAGAUUAUAAUUAUAGUGGUUUAAUUCCUGUUAGUGCAUGUCAAUCUCAAAAAUAUGGUAAAACUGGUUCAAUUUCAUUUGGAUUUGGUCAAUCAUUUUAUUUUGCUUCUAAUCAUGAUAUUAAUUUGGAAUUUAAAUUUGGUAUUAAUCCUUUAUUUAUUAAACAUUCCGCAAAGGCAUCGCUUACUGCUUCACUUAAACUUUCUUUAUCAAGAUCAAAUACUGGUACCACUACUUGUAAUUUAAAACAAGGUCAAAUGGGUCAAAUUUUAAUGAGACCAACAUAUGCAUCAGUUGAACCAAGAUCAAGAAGAGUAAGAUGGUCUCAACAAGCUACGGAAAUGAUGGCUUUGGAUGAAUUCAAACUGUUUGAUCGAAUUAUGAUUGUGGUUGAUAAUGGGGUAAGUGAAGUGUUUUGUGCUACUGAUGAUGUGGUUAAAUUAUUAUGUAAUAGUAAACUUGGAGUUCCAAAUUUUAAUGAUCCAGAAGGAGUUGGUUAUGUAGGAGAUUUAAGUUCUGCUGGUGAAGAAUCUGAAUUUGUUGUUACCAGUUUCGAUUAA
Molecule: messenger RNA, 1086 nt
Organism: Scheffersomyces coipomensis
Lineage: Eukaryota; Fungi; Ascomycota; Pichiomycetes; Serinales; Debaryomycetaceae
Exons: 1
Coding region: 1-1086 (361 amino acids)
Source: RefSeq, a predicted model, not a curated record